GCAUGCUUAGCGCGCGUCUUCGCGCGCUUUUUUCGUCGCCAUUUUUGUUUUGUCUAUAACUUUUAACUGUUGUAUGACAAAUACUAAUUUUAGUCAAAACUAUUUCAUAAAAAGCGAAAUGUAGUUGUUACUUUUAUUGUAAUUAAGUAGUAUGAAGAUUUCAAUAGCAAGAACUAAAUAACAUCUGCAGUAUUUACAAAUGGUUGUAAAUAUGAUGGUAUAUUUAGAAAUAAAUAAUAAUUGUGAUAUGUAUGUGAGUGGCAGAACAUUAUCUAUCAGGAGUAGUAAAUUGUUAUGCGUAUGCAAUAUUGUGUAUGCGGGUCUGCUAGUGCUUUUUGUGCCAUCAGUGUUUUGUGAUAGAGAUAUAUUCCAAAAACUUUCUUACGAAGACAUCUUCAACAACACGAAAUAUGCCCAGCUCAGUCAUCGACCGCGGCCAUACGAUCUCCAAGACUUCAGUAACCAUAUCUCCUACAGCGCAGAGAGGGAGAACUCUUUAGAAACAUACAGAGAAGGAGACGAGAGCCAGAGUCAGCUUUUGGUGGGGUUCUCGCGAGACCCUUUUAGACAUUCAGUACCAGAAGAACAGUUUUCAAAUGGGUUUCGGCUCGCAAACACCCAGCCCAGCCGGAAAGAGAACCGUGGCAAGCGCGGUGUCUUCCACCUCUACAACAUGAUCUACUGCGCCACUGGGUGCGAGCCCCUCAUCUAUAAGGGCUACGGCUGCUACUGCGGCUUCCUCGGCUCUGGGAGGCCUACCGAUGGCAUCGAUAGAUGCUGCAAGAUGCACGACGAAUGCUACGAGAAUCUCUUCUGCCCCUUCUUCACUGUCUACUUCCAGCCUUACUACUGGAAGUGCUACAGGAACCAGCCUUUGUGUGCGCGAGAGAACUACCACACUGUGAACCAAUUAAUCAAUGGCUGUGCAGCGAAACUGUGCGAAUGCGACAGAAAACUCGCCAUGUGCUUGCAGAACUACUCCUGUCCAAAAAGACGAGCCCUAUGUACCUCAUCGCCCUUGAGACUACUGCAGAACCUUUUGAUACUUUGAAAUAACUCUUCUUCUUCUUCGUCGAGUCGACCGUUCUAAAUGCAACUUGUAACAUUAAUGUUGCUAGCUUAAUUUUUUUUGGAACGGAACCCCUGCCACGACCAGCGCACCUUCUGUACCUUUCAUAAAAUCUCCCAAGGUGCACGAAUCUGGGCAAGAUUCAAGGACAUUCAAGUAAGUGAGGCUAACUAAUACUUAAUACUUGCCUAUGCUUCUUUUUAGUUUCAUUAUUU
This is a messenger RNA of Plodia interpunctella (Indianmeal moth), 1284 nucleotides long. RefSeq lists its product as uncharacterized. The transcript is spliced from 4 exons. Gene Ontology annotation, biological process: lipid catabolic process; arachidonate secretion; phospholipid metabolic process. Gene Ontology annotation, molecular function: phospholipid binding; calcium ion binding. Lineage: Eukaryota; Metazoa; Arthropoda; Insecta; Lepidoptera; Pyralidae. Bases 200 to 1051 code for a protein of 283 amino acids. The record is from RefSeq and is a predicted model, not a curated record.